Molecule: messenger RNA, 1518 nt
Organism: Pyrus x bretschneideri (Chinese white pear)
Lineage: Eukaryota; Viridiplantae; Streptophyta; Magnoliopsida; Rosales; Rosaceae
Product: probable sugar phosphate/phosphate translocator At4g32390
Exons: 1
Coding region: 152-1189 (345 amino acids)
Cellular component (GO): Golgi apparatus; trans-Golgi network; endosome
Molecular function (GO): antiporter activity
Source: RefSeq, a predicted model, not a curated record
ACACACAUUUUUUUAGAGAGAGAGAGAGAGUCUCCUCCUUAUUAAAUCCCAGUCCUCUGAGAGCCCAAAUCUAGGGUUUGAGUUUUCAGACUUCAGAUCCAAUCUAAUCAGACCCCCAAAUUAGGUUUAGGGUUUUCAGAUUCCCAAAAAAAUGGCGCUUUCAGAGGGGGUGGUGAAGAAGGUCCUCCUCUCCUACGCCUACGUCGGAAUCUGGAUCUUCCUCUCCUUCACCGUCAUCGUCUACAACAAGUACAUCCUCGACCGGAAAAUGUACAACUGGCCGUUUCCGAUCUCCCUCACCAUGAUCCACAUGGCCUUCUGCUCCUCCCUCGCCUUCCUUCUCGUCCGCGUCUUCCGCCUCGUCGACGCCGUCUCCAUCUCCCGCGACCUCUACCUCAAGUCGGUCGUCCCCAUCGGCGCCCUCUACGCCCUCUCCCUCUGGUUCUCCAAUUCCGCCUACAUCUUCCUCUCCGUCUCCUUCAUCCAGAUGCUCAAGGCCCUUAUGCCGGUCGCCGUCUACUCCAUCGGCGUCGCCUUCAAGAAGGACGCUUUCAAGAGCGACACCAUGCUCAACAUGGUCUCCAUUUCCGUCGGCGUCGCUAUCGCGGCGUAUGGGGAAGCCAAAUUUAACUCCUGGGGAGUUACAUUGCAGCUGUUGGCCGUGGCGUUCGAGGCCACAAGGCUGGUUCUGAUUCAGAUUCUACUUAAUGCAAAGGGUAUUAGUUUGAAUCCGAUUACUUCGCUGUAUUAUGUUGCGCCGUGUUGUUUCGUGUUCUUGUGCGUGCCGUGGGUCAUUGUUGAGCUGCCGGUGUUGAGGGAGAGCUCGAGUUUUCACUUUGAUUUUGUGAUUUUCGGGACGAAUUCGGUGUGCGCAUUCGCUUUGAAUCUGGCUGUGUUUCUGUUGGUGGGGAAGACCUCAGCUUUGACUAUGAAUGUUGCUGGGGUUGUCAAAGAUUGGCUUUUGAUUGCGUUUUCAUGGUCGGUGAUCAAGGAUAUGGUGACACCCAUCAAUUUGAUCGGGUACCUGAUUGCGUUUGGCGGGGUUGCGUAUUACAAUCAUGCCAAAUUGCAGGGGCUUAAGGCAGCCGAGGCGCAAAGGAAGUCACAGCAGGACAAUGUGGAGGCCGGUAGGUUGUUGGAAGAGAGAGAUGGGGAAGGGAACGGAAAGAAGAGUGAGACUGAGGAUUGAUUUUCUAACAGAUAACUUAAACAUUGUAUGUGAGAAAGAUGAAGAUAGCGAAUUAGAUCAAAGAUAAUCGAGGAAGGAAAUGGAAAGCUUGUUAAUUGGUCACAGUUAGCAGCUAUUGUUUGGGGGUAUGUGGUGUUACACGGUUGUGGUUUACUUACUCUUUAUUUUUAUAUCCAAUAGUUCAAUUUAGCUGCGUCAAUUUCAAUUACCGGGGGGUUUGUGUUUGAUCAUCGCCGUGCGAAAUUAUAAAUGUUUUCAGACUCGUAAUUUAGUUUACGAGGAGAGCUUAAACUUAUUGAGUAUAUCAAUAUUAAUGUGCCUUAUUCUUA